AUGCAAAUCAAAGCGGACUGUGGACUUGUGCAACAAUGCCACCUAGCUGCAAUGAACUGGCCAACCACAUCCACUCCGGACAGGACUUGCGACCCUCUCUACGAGCACCUACCUUCAGAAACUUGCAAGAUGGUCUCAUGUGAUUUCAACCUUGAGGGCCUGGGGGCGUGGGUUGCUACAGGUGUCCCAAUCGAGACUAUCUGUAUGAACUUGCUCUCCGAGACAAUAUCAAAUCCCGCUUCCAUUGGAAUCUCCUACAUAACCACACGACCCAAGAUUCGCAAUGCAGAUUUUGCAGCUUUAGUAGGCCGGGGAGGCAAAAAGGUAAGGAUGAAUCGCAAUCCGCUCUUCACUUUGCGUCAAACAACAUUGCUCAUACAAAUCUCAUCCCCUUCUUCAGCGACCAACCUCAACGAAGGCAUCAUUACAGCACGAGGAUUAGUAGACGGGUACCAUGUCAACGCACUUCCCGAUACUGGCGCUGGCUGUAACUUGGUGUCUUCCUCGCUCGCCAAACGACUCGGUCUCGAAGCGCCGUGCGAUUUGCCAGAGAAAAAUACCGGCCUCUGCAUGGCCAACGGCAAGACCAUCAUGAGUGCGGGAGCUAUUAAUGCCUCGUGGGCAUUUGCGGAAGACCCAGAGCGUACCUGGCACCUCACAUUUCAGGUCAUCGAUGGUUUUGCUCUAGACCUCGUCCUAGGAAGCGAAUUCCUCAAAUCGUCAGGCACAAUGAACCAACACCGGGCUCGUCUUAGCAUAAUCCCUCGACCUCAGUGGGCUACAUCGAUUCUCUUCACAAGCAGUAUUGGAUCUAUAAAAGAGCGGCUGCGAGGGACAAUCAAUGGUAUCGAGGUCCAGGCACUUGCGGACUCAGGAUCAGAGUCAAGUCUCGUUUCGCUCAACUUUGCGCGCUGUCGUAGAGAUUGGCAUGCAGAUAUUGAUUGGAGUGACCAGCGUCUUUUGCGUUUCCCUGACGGCAAGUUUGAAAUGACAAUGGGCUCGGUAUCAGCAACCUGGGCGUACGAGAGCCACUCUUUGGGCUCGGCAUCAGCAACUUGGGCGAACGAGAGCAGUAUCCUAUUUCACAUUCUUGAGAGUUGUGUUCAUGAUGUCAUCUUAGGUCAAGCUGCGCUCGAAGCGAUUGAAGCUUUCACUGAGCAUGCUUCUUCGUUUAUCGAGGUCGAUGAAAACCCAGCGCCGAUGGAGUUCAACUUGGUCAUAUGGGUGCCUGCCAAGCGACCGAAGUUCGACCAAGCCACGGAUACAGGCGCCACGCCUUCGCAGAACCAGCAGACCUCAAACGAGCAUCAAGAGCUUCCGCUCGAAAGCCAGACUUCGGGAAAUCACACGGGACUGGGUAUUUCUCUGUUCAGCCCAGGCUCCAUGUGGGCUGAGUUAAAGAAGAAGGGGAAAGCAAACAAAGAAUUGAACAUAGAACGUUGGCUACGAUGGCCUAAAAGAGACGCUACAAUUGCAAAGGAAGAACACAGAAAAAACACAGAAAAACAAACCGGCGACCCGCCUCAGGGUCAUAGGGGUUCUGAAUUAUCAAAUUUCAUGGCAAGAGAGAUGGAGUUCGAGGCCAGAACCAACCAAGAUUCGCAACCGUUAUCUUCGUGUAUUUCAAAAGUCUCUGUACAAGCGCUAGGAGGAGGAGUAUCGCUGGCUGUGACUUGGCUUGUAAAUCGACAGCUUCUUGAGGUAAAGAGUAGUUGUGAUGAGAGUCGACGUCAUGAGGACAGAGGCAUCGACCUUGCGGCUUGGGAAGAUGUCAUCGUUCCUGUCAGCACUGUGACGUCUAUUGGUAGAUGGCCGUUUAAAACCGUGCCAAUGCAGUCAGCAAACGGUACAGAAUCCUUGAGCUCCCCCAAAACCAAACAUUUACAGGUUAUCUGCCCUCCUCCCGCUGCCUCCGACAUAAGCGGUAGUCAAUUCUUCGUUUUCAUCGCCACAGAUCGCCAUACCUCGGGAAUGGAAGCGUCACCGCUGACCCGUCAGGCCCCGCCCGAGGUCUUCAAGCCCAAGAUCGUACAGCUGUACGAGUCGCUGUUCAAGGUGUGUGUUCUCUUCGAUCCUUAUACCCACGAACCCCGAGCUUCCCCCAUUGCGCCUGGCCGAGCAUUCCCCCUUGACGAUCUUCAACUUCCGGACCGCAUGGCCGACGCCGAAGAUGACGCAGAACGUUCUGAGGGCUUCUGGCGCGAGUUCUUCCUCCUGCGGCCCGACCGCCCCGCCCUGAAGCGAAUUCUCGAUGGUCUCGGGCCGGCGGACAUGCUUGCGUUGGAGGAGCAUACAAGGGAGCUUUUCGCGCGCGCGGUCACUGCUAUGAAGAGUGGACAGGGCGUCGCAGAUCUGCAUGCGCUUGACACUCUAAGCGUGUUCCUCUGCUCGGCUCUUUCGAAAAAGUAUGCGCACCCUAGCUCGGAUAUUAUUAUCGUCUUGGCUGGGAUCGAUUAUGUCGAUACGAUCUUUACGGACUUUGUGGGCGCUGUGGACCAGAUCGUUAGGAGUGGGAAGAGCUUGGAAUUGCGACAAAAGGCUGUCGAGGUUGUCCUGGCUGUGACGGCGGGCGCAUACCAGACAAGUCUCUUGACAUACUUCAUCCAGAGGGACCUCUUCCCCUCAGUAAUGAAGUUUAUACAAGACACCGACACAACGGAGCGCAUCCUCAGCCCCUUUUCCCUCCUCGGCCUCUUGGCGAACUACAACAAAUUUGAGUUCCAGAACCCCUACCAGAUGCGACUAAACGACUUUGUCAACGAGGCGACAAUCAAGAAGAUCAUUCGGUGUAUCGGCCAGACGUGCGAGAGCUUGACUACACAAUUCGUGGAUGUGCAGGACGACUUGCCCGAGGGGUGGACGUUCAACGGCACGCUGCGUAUGAUUGGCCUCGGCGCGGUUGCGAGGGGCCCCAAGCCGGAAAAGAAGCCCGUCUACGAUGCCGAGACCAUGAAGCAGAUGUUUACGAAGCUACCCGGCGAGGAAGCAGCCGUGUUGCUAGCCACUUACGACUUUACCCACGCCAACAAGCUGUUCUGCUUCAACCUUGCCACUCUGCCUGCCGAAAAGGGCGAAGAACAGCCACUGGCAGCCUUCACAUCACUCACCUCCUACCUGCUCCAGCACGCCCAUCUCUCCGAACGCACGACACACUACUCGCAUCUCAACCUCAUGGUCUUCCGCCUACUAAUCGAGGAUCCCGUACUAUGCAAGCGGAUAUGCAGCGAAGAGUCCAAGGGACAAGUCCGUCUGUGUCGCCAGAGGCAACCGUUCCUCCCGCUGGUCAGAGGGGACCGGAUUCUGGCGACGGCCGUGCUGGAUACCAUGGUGGACGGCAUUACACACAACCUGCGGAGGAGGCUGGACGUCGGACUCUACACACUCUGCGUCGGAAUCCUGUUGCGGGUGAUUUCCUUUCUCUCGAGGUCACGGACACGACUGACAUAUCACUGGGCGGAUCUGUUCCGCGCGUUGCUGAACCUCAUUCGAUUCCUUACACAAUACGUCGCAGACCUGAAGGACCUCUCGCAAAUCGACCUCCUGCUAGACAACGUCGUCAACCUCGUGGCGCUCUCGCUGUCGGCUGGUGAAGGGUUCCUGCCAUCGCCGGCGGCGUAUGACGAUCUAUUCUACAAGGUCGUCGAGGCUGGCGACACGCUGAUCAAGUUCAAGGAGAGCUAUCAGCUCGGAAAGCGGCCGAGCAACUCGAUUGACACGCUCAUUAGCGUGAGCACGCACUACAAGGAGCUGCUGGCGGAGGGCGGCAAGAAGAAGGGGAACCUGACGAGCAUGCAGGUGACGGAGGUGAUCAAGCAAGGGUACGAGACGCUGAGUAUACAGGCGAAAGAGGGGCUUGAUACGUGGGAUCGGUACAGGGAGGCGGAUGAGAGGACGUUGUUGAAGAAGAUGGCGAGGGCGGCUGUUGCUGAUGGGGGAUGGGUGAUAGACUCCUUGAGAGCUAAUGUCAACCUCGAGCUCUUGACCUUCAAGGUUGUCAUUCAACACACAAAGUGUGGUUCCACAGGCUGCUGGGGAUUGGAUAGUCCAGGAAACUCGGCAACCAAGAGCCAAGGCGCAAAAGGCACUGAAGGAAAAGAGGCUGCUUUGUCAUCUGUCCCGGCCGUUGACAAAUUACAGGCUUCUGAUUGGCUGAAGUGCACCCGGCAUACUGGAGACCGCUCACCAUGUCAUAGCCGCGCCACGGCGAGAACCUGUCAAAUGACCCCCCCUUGGCCCCAGCUUCUGUUGCUUUGCUCCGAGUGCCAGCCACAUUCCCAUUGCCAAUCCAUCCCGACCGCAAAAACCUCCGACCUACAAUUCCCGCCUGUUUCUUUCGUCACCGUCGAAUGA
Messenger RNA from Colletotrichum lupini, 4350 nucleotides. RefSeq lists its product as uncharacterized. The record is from RefSeq and is a predicted model, not a curated record. Bases 1 to 4350 code for a protein of 1449 amino acids. Gene Ontology annotation, cellular component: cytosol. The transcript has 17 exons. Gene Ontology annotation, biological process: regulation of Golgi organization. Lineage: Eukaryota; Fungi; Ascomycota; Sordariomycetes; Glomerellales; Glomerellaceae.